AUGGCGCCUUCCGCCGCCAUUUUUCUCUCUCUUCUCCUUUCUUUCAUACAAGCCUCCCCGCCGAUAUUGGCCAGUCCGCUUGAUCCCAGCGCGGAGAUAAAUUGUGGAUCAACCACCCCUUGUUCCAACCCAUCUGUUCAGCAAUUGCAGCCAUCGCCGCCGCUGCCACCACCACCGUUGCCGCCUCCGAGGUUUACUUAUACAACAUUGUCGUCUCCACCACCGCCUCCGAAGUUUAUUUACACGACGGGCGUUCCCAGUGACCUAUACCAGAAUGAUGAAAAGAACCGUUGGUAUACUUCUCCGGCACAUGAAGCCGCCAGGUUUGGUAAGUGGUAA
Messenger RNA from Cucurbita maxima (winter squash), 339 nucleotides. RefSeq names its product leucine-rich repeat extensin-like protein 3. The transcript has a single exon. Bases 1 to 339 code for a protein of 112 amino acids. NCBI's taxonomy places the organism in Eukaryota, Viridiplantae, Streptophyta, Magnoliopsida, Cucurbitales, Cucurbitaceae. The record is from RefSeq and is a predicted model, not a curated record.